This is a messenger RNA of Clonostachys rhizophaga, 1617 nucleotides long. Lineage: Eukaryota; Fungi; Ascomycota; Sordariomycetes; Hypocreales; Bionectriaceae. The record is from the annotation of a GenBank genome assembly.
AUGGUGACAAGAAGCUUUCAAGUCAUCGAUAAUGUCAUGUUUAAACCACAACUGUAUCAGCAAUAUACACUGCCCAGCGCGUGGACGUUCUGGGAAAAUGCAUACCUAUACCGCAUGACAUCUAUCCUUGAUAACCCAAGAAUCCCAGCUAAACUCAUCUCCAGCGGGUGCCAAACAGAAAAUAUGGGAAGAAAUUGCUCCGCCGCAUGUGGCAAUCUAACAUCCCUCUUCGGCUCUCCCGAGACUCUGUGGAACUGUGUCACCAUCUCAACGGUGGCAAUGAUGACGACUAAUGGUGGCCCCGACACAUUGGACCAACAUGGUGAAGACAUAGCCCUCAAUGAUUUCCAUUCCGGAAGCUUGGACAAAUUUGUGGAUGUGGGCGUAUUUCGAAACUACCGAGAAUGCGCCUUACGUUCUUGUUCAGACUCGCGAUUUGGAGGAUGCCCCCUAAAGCUUCCCAAGUUUCAAUGCGGAUUCGUGACAAAAGACACAAUUGGGGAGCUCGCCAAGCUUAUGAGGUACCAAUACUGCAAAAGUGCAGACCCUGGCAUUGAUUAUGAUAUCGCUGGCCCUGGCAUCAUCAUAUCAUACUUCAUCCAAUUCAUUCUAGUGGUCCUCUUCACCCUCUCCUUCAAAUUCACGACAUCAUGGCUGAAGAGGACGAUCGGGAUUAUCCUAGCACCAGUCUACGGCGUACCAUUAGCAUCAAAAGAAGCAUCCAGACGCCAGGAAGCAGCUUCAGAAUCACAAUUGGCUGAAUCCAUCUCAUCAUCGCUCAUCGAUCUGCAAGAGACCCAAGCGCUUUUCCUUAUAACAGUUGCUGCUGCGAGUGUCAUCACGUUCACAGGAGAGAAUGGGACAGGGCUUGGAAACAUCCAAUCACUCUUAUCUUGGCUCUCGAACAGCAUCGUCCUCAGAGGAAUGGUAGUCGCGGGGUCGUAUUCUCUUCUUCUAACCCAGCUCAUCCUGCAUCGUGCGGGUAAGCGCUGGUGGUAUACUCUACUUUUAAUUAUCAUCAACCUGGUCUUUGUCAUUGUACUUGCACAGCCCCAGCGGGUGCGGCUGGACACGCUCAUCGCCCAUUUUCAAGACACUGUUGGUUUGGCAAGCUGUGGCGGCAAUCCAGGUCCAAUGACGUUUUGCCAGACGCUCAACAGGGCUACGGACAAUCCGGCUCCUGCUGCUGACUCCGUAGAUCCCAUCAGCAGUCCGACUUUAUUCUUCGACUUUAAUUCUCGGUAUCCCCAACCUCUAUAUGUAGUCUCAGUAUUACUUGUUCUUGACUGGAUUGUUGACAUAUCGCGUCAAGAAGUUUCCAAGCGGAGUGCACGAUGUCUUCCUCCAACUAUUCUGCAUCUCCUGACAUCAAAGCGACUCAUCAAGCUCUGGCAAGUCUACUGGGCCAUCCUGGAACUGUUUACUUUUGUUAUGUGUCUCGUGAGCAUUUGGGAGUUUUUCCGUUUUCUCGGGUUUUUGAGAAGACCAGAUGGGAAUAUUGACCCAGAGGAGCCCAGCGACGUCAAUAUCACCAAAUGGUCAUUUGGCCAGCUUAUUGCUGUGGCAGUAUGGUUCCCGGUCAUCUUCAAGUUCAUUUCGAUUAAUAUCAGUAAGUAG